This is a messenger RNA of Cataglyphis hispanica, 2702 nucleotides long. RefSeq names its product zinc finger protein 611-like. The record is from RefSeq and is a predicted model, not a curated record. The coding region runs from base 264 to 2480 and encodes 738 amino acids. The transcript has 8 exons. NCBI's taxonomy places the organism in Eukaryota, Metazoa, Arthropoda, Insecta, Hymenoptera, Formicidae.
UUAGCUGAUAAAGAAAUGUUUUAUUGUAGAAUAAAUUCCUAGAAUUUUUUAAAAACUGUAAAAGUAAAAGUUUCUGGAAGAUUAGGUUGUAAUUAAUAUGAGAGAGAUACAAAUAUAAAUAAAUUAUUACAUACAAGAUAUUAUAUGUGUAGCACAUAAUCAGAGACAUGAAACAAUGUAAUUUAAUACUUUUAACAUCAAUGAGCAGUUUAUUUAAAUAACCAAGGAUUAUACAAGCUUUUAAAGUAUACAGAGAAUAGGGUAUGAUAUUUCCCAAGGAAUUCAGAAAAUGCCUUACAAUGAGCGAAGAAUGUCCAAAUUGCGGACAACUUACAAAUGCGUCUUUCUCAAGACUUAUCAAGGAUAGCUGCGGUCACACUAAAUGUCGAAUGUGUUUGCUAUAUGAGGAGCAUGGUUGCAAAAUCUGUCAAGCUAAACAUACUCAAGGCACUCAAGAUUACUUAGAAAAACUAUGUUCCACAAAUGGAGAUUCAAAUGAUACACACAAAUUGUCCAGUGAAGAGAUUGUAUUGCCAUUAGAACUAGUCAUCAACAAAGAUUCCAAGUCUAAAGAGAGCCAGAGUCUUGACUCCACUUCCACUGAGUGCAAAUCAUCACAUCUUCAUUAUGAAAAUGUCACUUUUGAUAAAGAUGGAGUUUACAAGUUUGCUAUAAAUGAUACAAUUACCAGUAAUGAUUCCAACAAGUUAUACAUUCCAGAGAUAGAGACCCGUGAUGUAGUAUUGGACACUUGUUCCAAUUUAAAAAAAGGAGAUGAUCACAAUUCUGCAAAUUUGCAAACUCCUUGUUGUAAUCAGGCAGAGGAGAAGCUCGAAAAAACCGUGGAGAAGAAUAAGAACAUCAAAUGUCGUGAUCGCAGUCAUAUAACAAUAAUACCAGGCACCCCAGAAAAAUAUAAGUGUAAUGUAUGCAGUAAAAUUUUUCGUAACAAAAAAGACAAGUGUUAUCAUGACGCCUGUGUGACAGGCAUUAAGCCAUAUCAAUGCACCUUCUGUGAUAAGAGCUUUGUCAAACGCUCUCACUUUGAGUAUCAUGAAAGGGUUCAUAAAGGGCACAGACCAUACAAGUGCAACCUUUGUGAAAAAGCUUUCCCCCAGCAGAACAAACUCAACAGGCACAUGUUUUCCCACAGCAAGGAAAAACAGUUUGUAUGUCCUGAAUGCAACAAACGAUAUAGCAAACGAGAUGAUUUAAAAAAUCACAUAAAUGUGCACAACGCAACGGCGAUGUAUAAAUGCAAAUCCUGUGACAAAUCCUUCCGCAUAUUAACAAAUCUGAAACGUCACAUGCGAACGCAUACAAGCGAACGAUCGCAUACAUGCGACGAGUGCAACAAGAGUUUCAAGGACCGAUUCUUGUUGAAACGACACAAACGGACUCACGAGAGGGAGAGGCCAUUCUCUUGCGCCCAUUGCAACAAAGUUUUUCUGUCCAAGAGCGAAUUGAGACGACACUUAACUGUACAUUCAGACGAGAAACCGUUUUCCUGUGAGUACUGCCAAACGCCAUUCAGACGCAAGGAUAACCUGAAUCGGCAUAUCAGGCACCAUCAUACUGAGGAUUUUAGCUGCGAGACGCGCGAAAUGCCAAUCGUCGAAGCGGACUCGCGAAGUUGUUCGACGAAGAACAAUCAGCAACGAUCAAGACAGAAACAACCGAGGAAAACACAGCCGAAAAGUCCCGGCAAGAUCACGGCGGCAUUUCCGUGUUCUCAUGUUGAUCAGAUCAACUCCCGACUGGAUUCUAUGGGCAAUAUUACGCCUAUAAUAAAAACCACUAGUGAGGUGAGCAACGCAGUACCGGUGAUCAACGGACCUAUCAACAUUAGGCGGCUAGAGGAUAGGACCGACAAAAAAACGUUCACGUAUACGGUGCCGAUUCCGAUUGCCGAAGCCGUAGUAAUUAACUGUCGGAUCGAGGAAAAGUUAUACCCCCAGAGUGCCAGCAGCCACAAUUAUUUUGUGCGCAGCUGCCUCAAGGAUAGGAAUUCCAGAGUGAACUCUUAUCCCAACAAUAAACUCACGCCGCAAGAGAACCAUGAUUCCAACAUGGCCACGUCUUCGAGAAUUGAGUCGACUCUUCCGAGAGCAACAGGAGACCGAAAUGAUCCGACUAACGUCUACGAGGAUAAGAUUGCGAGAUAUGAUGAGGAAGAAAAAGGCAAUCGGGAUGAGGACGAAACAGUGAGAAGAGAUGUGAAGACUCGGGAAGGGAUAGAAAAUUGUAAUACCUGUAGAGAGAAUGAUAUAAUUUGUCUUCGAGAAUCUAAUUGUGUCUCCACGAUCAAGAAGCUCACUACGCAGCAAUUGGCGGAGGUAAAUUUGAACGAAAAAUCCACGGCAAACGGCGAGGAUUCGGAGGUGAUGAUAUUGCCGAAGGAUUCUCAGGAUAGCUGCAGGGCGAAACAAAACAACAUGCAUUGGAGACGCAGAAUUGCGGAAACGUUAAAGCCGUGCUGAUCAGCGCUUUGAAUACAGAAGUCAGAAUUGGAGCAAAACUGGCGACAAAUAUGUGAAAUGCUUGUCACAAUAAUGACAAGGCGCUUGUACUUCAUAAAGUUUUAUCCAAAUUAUGAGUGAAAAAAUAGCGUUCAAGUUCUAAUGUUAAAUUAAUACAUGUUAAAUUAAUUUAUAUAUAUAUUGACCUAAAUUAUAUAAAUAAAUUUGUUUAGGUUUUAAACA